AAAACUGACGUCAUUAACAUCCAGUGCAAAGACUGCCGGGAACGUCACAUAUGCGCCGCCAUAUUGGAUUUAAAGGGGUCGCUGCUGGGGAUUCCGACAAAGGAACGAGAGUUGGUGUAUCUGUGCUAAAGCCAGAAAAAUCGUCCGGACCGGGCGCAACAGUCGCGCCAGUGGUACCAGGGAGAGGUGAAGUUGCCAGAUGUGAUAUUUUGCAUUUCAUCAUCAAAGAGACCGGAGCCUGUGGAGUAUACCCAUCCCGGCAGAGAAUACUGGGGCGUCUGCGGGGCAGAAGAUGUCCGCCAUGCUGUACCCGCCGCGGGAGGAGCGGCUGGAGAAGCUCUCGCAGGAGGAGAUCAUCUCCAACACCAAGCUGGUGAUGCAGGGCCUGGAGGCCCUGAAGACGGAGCACAACUCCAUCCUGCACAGCCUGCUGGAGACCAUCAAGUGCCUGAAGAAGGACGAGGAGGCCAGCCUGGUGCACGAGAAGUCCGGCCUGCUGCACAAGUCUGUGGAGAUGAUCGAGCUCGGCCUGGGGGAGGCGCAGGUGAUGAUGGCGCUGUCCAGCCACCUGAGCUCGGUGGAGUCGGAGAAGCAGAAGCUGCGGGCGCAGGUGCGGCGGCUGUGCCAGGAGAACCAGUGGCUGCGGGACGAGCUGGCCAACACCCAGCAGAAGCUGCAGAAGAGCGAGCAGAGCGUGGCCCAGCUGGAGGAGGAGAACAAGCACCUGGAGUUCAUGAACCAGCUCAAGAAGUACGACGCGGACGUGCCCCCCCCGGAGGAGAAGGACGGGGAGCUUCCGAAGGACAGUCUGGAUGACCUGUUCCCCAACGAUGAUGACGAGCAGGGCCAAGGAAUUAAGCCGCAGCACAACAGCGCAGCAUUAGCCGCUGCCCAGCAGGGGGGGUAUGAGAUCCCAGCCCGGCUGCGGACCCUGCAUAACCUGGUGAUCCAGUACGCCUCCCAGGGCAGGUACGAGGUGGCCGUGCCCCUCUGCAAGCAGGCCCUGGAGGACCUGGAGAAGACCUCUGGCCACGACCACCCUGACGUGGCCACCAUGCUCAACAUCUUGGCUCUAGUGUACAGGGAUCAGAACAAAUACAAAGAGGCUGCCCAUCUGCUUAAUGACGCUCUCUCUAUCCGGGAGAAAACCCUGGGCAAAGACCACCCAGCGGUUGCGGCUACGCUGAAUAACCUGGCUGUGCUCUAUGGCAAGAGAGGGAAGUACAUAGAGGCAGAACCCUUGUGCAAGAGAGCCCUGGAAAUCAGAGAAAAGGUGCUGGGCAAGGACCACCCUGAUGUGGCCAAGCAGCUGAACAACCUGGCGCUGCUGUGCCAGAACCAGGGCAAGUACGAGGAGGUGGAGUACUACUACUGCCGGGCCCUGGAGAUCUACCAGUCCCGACUGGGCCCCGACGACCCCAACGUGGCCAAGACCAAGAACAACCUGGCCUCCUGCUACCUGAAACAGGGAAAGUACAAGGAAGCAGAGAUUCUGUACAAAGAGAUUCUCACUCGUGCCCACGAGAAGGAGUUUGGAUCUGUGGAUGCUGAAAAUAAACCCAUUUGGAUGCAUGCAGAGGAAAGAGAGGAGAUGAGCAAAAGCAGACAGAGGGACAACACACCUUAUGCAGAGUAUGGUGGCUGGUACAAGGCUUGCAAAGUGAACAGCCCCACCGUUAACACCACGCUGCGGAACCUUGGCGCUCUGUACCGUCGUCAGGGCAAGAUGGAGGCUGCGGAAACCCUAGAGGAGUGCGCCACCAGGUCCCGCAAACCGGGCUCGGACCCCGCUAAUUCGGCACGCAUGGUGGAGGUGCUGAAGGGUGGAGAGGAUGCUCGCAGGCGCACCAGCGGUGUGAAGUAUGACAGCAGCUCUGAGGGUGGAGAGGAAGUGAAUGUGGGCGUGGAGUGGAAUGGGGAUGGGAGCGGGACCCUGAUGCGCAGCGGCUCCCUGGGGAAGUUACGGGACGUCCUGCGCCGGAGCAGUGAGAUGCUGGUGAAGAAACUGCAGGGGAACGGGCCCCCGGAACCCCACAACACCAACAUGAAGCGAGCGGCAUCUCUGAACUACCUGAACAAGACCAGUGAUGACUCCUUUCAGGGUCCUGGAGGCAGGAGGCUGAGGGAGAGCCGUGUCCUGAGCUCCAGCACAGUGGAUCUGUACAGCGGGAACUGAGCGAGCCCGACACCAGCCCCUGUCCCAAACACCCUGAACGCUCUGCCCCCCCGCAUACACCCCAUACACCUCUCACCCCCCAAACACCCCAACCCCCCUGCCCCACCAUACAUCCCAUACACCCCUCAAACCUCCAAACACCCCAAGAGAGCUAGGAGACACUUCCUUCUCUCUCUUAGCCAAUCAGGACAGAGCUGGGAGAUGCUUCUUCCACUCCCUCAGCCAAUCAGUGCAGAGCUGGGGGAACAUUGCUGUUACCUGGCUCAUUCCUCAUCGUGUCCCUAGAUGACCUAAACAUAUUCACAGAGUGUGUGAUGUCACAUACACGCACCUGUUCCCAGCAUGCACACACUCACACAUAUGCACAAACACUACUAUCAUGUAACUGGAGUUGUAAGAUUGAAUGUGGAAAUGUACACGGCUUGCUAUAUUUCAACUUUAUUUUUGCACAGUGCUAGCAUAUUUUAUGAAUUCCUGAAUUCCUGGAAUAUUUUAUUAAUUUUAUGAUUAAUGAAUUAUGAACACAAAACAUCUCAGUUAUUUUGGAAAAAUGGGGGGAGGGAAGAGCGAUUAAAAAUGUAUUUUCAAAUGUAUUUUUAUCUUUUAAAUUUUUAUUGUAAUUCUGAGAAUGGUACAGAUAUGAGCUUUGAAUGUAAAUUUUGUCUCCCAAACGUUCCACAGAUCUGGGAAACAUAGGAGAUCUCUGAUGCCCUUUUCCAUAAUCAGGUUUCUGUUGACCUCUUCUUUCCAGCUGAAUAAUUCUGGGUUGAUUCAAGUUCAGAGCUCUUAAACCCGUUGACAUCCGAGGGACAGGCUUAUCGCUGCUUUAACCAUGGUAGCCUUCCAAGUGAUUGCAUUCUUUCAGUGAGUUACAGGUACUCUCAUUACCUCCUCUGUGAUAUGGAUUUAGAAAAAAAACCUCAAUAAAUGGUGAAUUGCUCUUGA
This is a messenger RNA of Anguilla rostrata (American eel), 3121 nucleotides long. RefSeq names its product kinesin light chain 1-like. The record is from RefSeq and is a predicted model, not a curated record. The transcript has 17 exons. Gene Ontology annotation, molecular function: kinesin binding. The coding region runs from base 293 to 2176 and encodes 627 amino acids. Gene Ontology annotation, cellular component: kinesin complex; cytoplasm. Gene Ontology annotation, biological process: microtubule-based movement. Lineage: Eukaryota; Metazoa; Chordata; Actinopteri; Anguilliformes; Anguillidae.